UACGGAACGGCCCUCGUAGAACAGUGUGCCGCAGCAGCAGAUUGCCGAGAGUCUCCUCCCCCACUCUGUCUCCUCCCCCACUCUGCCCCAGCCCACGCCGAGGCCGGAAAAGAUGCAGAUCUUUGUCAAAACCCUAACCGGGAAGACCAUCACCCUCGAGGUUGAGAGCAGCGACACCAUCGACAACGUCAAAUCCAAGAUCCAGGACAAGGAGGGUAUACCCCCAGAUCAACAAAGAUUGAUUUUUGCUGGAAAGCAGUUGGAAGAUGGUCGAACCCUAGCUGAUUACAACAUUCAAAAAGAGUCAACACUGCAUCUGGUUUUAAGGCUUAGGGGUGGAACAAUGAUCAAGGUGAAGACACUUACUGGAAAGGAAAUUGAAAUUGACAUUGAGCCCACCGAUACCAUUGAUAGGAUCAAGGAGCGAGUUGAGGAGAAAGAAGGAAUUCCACCAGUGCAGCAAAGGCUCAUAUAUGCAGGAAAACAGCUUGCUGAUGACAAGACUGCCAAGGAUUACAACAUCGAGGGUGGUUCUGUCCUUCAUCUUGUGCUUGCUUUAAGGGGUGGUCUGUAGCAGGAGCUCGUGAAUUACUUGGAGCAAAUGCUGGAUGCAAGGUGGUCCUGGAGAGGCCCAUGGUAAUCCAAGGUGUUUGAACGUACACAGUUUUACAGUGGCUCGUCGACUGUAAAAUUUAAUGAAGACCAUGAUUAUACUCAUGUUUUAGUUUUUUCUAGUGAGAUCAUAAGUAAUGUUAUGCAAGUAACUGAAAUGGCGAAUGUAUUCGUUUCCGACUGUUUUGGUUGGUCAGGAGUAGAGAAACAUAUGUUAGUGUUUAUAUGAUGAAUCAGCCAAACCAUGUUUCAUUUUGAGUAGAUACAGGUGUAACAUACUCAUGAAAUCAUAAGAAUAUCAUUGGAACCAUAA
Elaeis guineensis (African oil palm) is the source of this 925-nucleotide messenger RNA. RefSeq names its product ubiquitin-NEDD8-like protein RUB2. NCBI's taxonomy places the organism in Eukaryota, Viridiplantae, Streptophyta, Magnoliopsida, Arecales, Arecaceae. The record is from RefSeq and is a predicted model, not a curated record. Gene Ontology annotation, molecular function: protein binding.